AUUAAUCCCUUUAACUUAUCUGUAUUGCUUGGCUGAUACAUCGACAAGACAAUUCUUGGGCUGUACAAAGAACUUUUCCACCGAGAGAUUCUAUUUCUUUCAUACUUGUGUCACGGCUGUUGGACAAGGGAUCUUGAAUUUUAAUGGUGGUCAAAACAUUGGCCUUCCCGCUGCAAUCCUUCUCUUUCAGGGUAGCAUCAUCUGCUUCUUCCUUGAAUUGCAACAUCUCUCAUUUUUGUUAUUCGCUAAGAUCCCCGUUUCUGGAAUGGGUUCUUUUUACUUGACUUUUCUGCAAAAUAUCAUUUCAAUUUUAAACAAUUGUGUCAGUCCGGCGAUUUAUUUCACUUGCAACAAGGACAUUCGAUCGUAUGCUUUCGAGUUUUGGUUGUAUUGCAAAGGUAAACGUUUGGAAAUCAGGACAAUCAAUUUUCGCUUAUCGAUAGAAAGCUCGAGGAGAAAUUCAAAAGUAGUGAGCGCGAUGGUUCAAUAC
This is a messenger RNA of Mesorhabditis belari, 490 nucleotides long. The record is from the annotation of a GenBank genome assembly. Lineage: Eukaryota; Metazoa; Nematoda; Chromadorea; Rhabditida; Rhabditidae.